Crotalus tigris (Tiger rattlesnake) is the source of this 5250-nucleotide messenger RNA. RefSeq names its product UBA domain containing 2 (gene UBAC2). Bases 1184 to 2212 code for a protein of 342 amino acids. Gene Ontology annotation, molecular function: protein binding; serine-type endopeptidase activity. The transcript is spliced from 9 exons. The record is from RefSeq and is a predicted model, not a curated record. NCBI's taxonomy places the organism in Eukaryota, Metazoa, Chordata, Lepidosauria, Squamata, Viperidae.
AAUAUUGCAUUUAUAUAACUCAUUUGUAAAAAAUGUAAUAUCAAUGUUAAUCACAAACUCUCUAUAAUGUAGCCAGUAUUAGUAUCCAUUACUAAUGGAUAUUAUGCAAUUCCUUCUCCAAGGAAAUCUGUGCAAAGCCUGUCAUAAAUUAAUGGCAAAGAAGGAUUUGAUUUCAGCUGUUAUUCUUAAAUCCUAACUCAUUUAGCCAGAUUUAGAUUUGUGUCCAGAAAAGCCCUCAGUGGCCUAAAUUAUCCAGAAGCCGGUUUGCUUUGACAGGUAGGCAAGAUUUUGUCCUUAAUUCAGGUUACAGUGAGUUGUUACAAACAAUUAUUGCAAUUAUCCUAUUUCACUUAACAGAAAUUUUAGGUUCAAUUGCGGUCUUAAGUGGAGGACUUCCUGUAGUUUACAGCAGUGUUUCUCAACCUUGGCAACUUUAAGACAGAUGGAUCUCAAUUCCCAGAGUUCCCUGGCUGCACCUAAACGACCGUGCAACCACACCCACAGUUCAGGUUUUGUCUACAAGUGUCAAAAGAGAUAUUAAUUAGGCCCGCAAAUACGCACCCAGGUUGCACCUUAACUUAAAAGGCUGCAGUUCUGCAGCAGAUGGCAGCAUCCAGCUGACCUUCAAUACUAUGCAGGGUCACAAGGAACGACUCCUCGAAUCUAGGAUCACCAGGAAAGCCCAGGCAUGUAGACUAGCCGGGGAAGAGAGAACGGAAACAACAGCCGGCCCCUCCGCAGCGCUGCCAUUGUCAAGGAAACGACCAUUUGCGCCUCUGCAGAGUUACCAGUAGGACUCCACGGGAUGGUCACCUGGGCCUUUCGAAACAGGCCGGUACUCCUAUUGAGCUCAGCUAGGCUGACUUCAAUCCGGCCACCCCCCUCCCCAAACCUCAUCCCCCCAAAGAGGCAGAGGCCUAUUUUUACGAAGUCCUGCAGAACCGAGAGAAAUCCCGGCCUUACGCGUCCAGGAAGAGAACGAAGCGGCGGCUCCGGCAGGGGGCGCUGUGCGGGGUCUCCUUGCCCUGUCGGCUUUGACCCAUCCCGGCCGCCUUAGUAGGAGCUCCCGGCCCGGCCGUCGCCGAGGCUGCUCGGCCUCCAGAGGGGAUUCAGCGGAGCGGCUGCUCUCCUGAGGCCAGGCGCGUCGCCCAGGCAACCGCUUGCUCCCUCCCCGCCAGGAACCAUGUUCACCAGCACGGGCUCCAGCGGGCUGUAUAAAGCACCUCUGUCAAAGGGUCUAUUAAUAAUACCAAGCACCUUCUCAUUACUGCUGGCUCUACUUUUUCAGCAUUAUCAAAAGUUCUUUACCUACAAUCUGCAAGCAGUAAAAGAGGAAUUUCAGAUUUGGAGGUUGCUCUGUGGACGAACAGUGUGUCUUGAUCUUAAAGACACUUUCUGCAGUAGUUUACUUAUCUACAACUUCAGAAUAUUUGAAAGGCGAUAUGGCAGUAGAAAAUUUUCAUCAUUUUUGUUGGGCUCCUGGAUGCUAUCAGUGAUGUUUGAUUUUGUCCUGGUAGAAGCUAUUGAAUAUUCUUUUGGCUUCAACAUCAGCAGCUUACCUUCAGGAUUCUUGGGGCCUGUAUUUGCUCUUUUUGUUCCAUUUUAUUCUUCCAUUCCAAGAGUACAAGUGACACAAAUUCUAGGACAAUUUUCCAUCACAAACAAGACGCUGGUUUAUAUAUUGGGUUUGCAGCUUUUAACCUCUGGGUCUUACAUAUGGAUUGUAGCUUUAAGUGGCCUGAUUUCUGGAAUGUGCUACAGUAGUAGUCUUUUAAAAGUGUACCACAUACUUUCUGUGCCCUCUGGCAUAGCAAGGAUAUUUGCUCAAACUCUUGAACCAAUUUUCUCAUCGGCGGAGCCCUCUAAUGAAUUUGGAGUUGGAAUGGGAGCAACUAUUGAUAUACAGAGGCAACAGCGGAUGGAGCUACAUGAUCGACAGAUCUUGAUUUCUCAGGUUGCUCAGAUGAGGCGACAAAGACAAGGUGGAAUGGUUAAUUGGAAUCGUUUCUUUCCUCCUUUACGUCACCGACCUAAUGCAAAUUAUUUGGAUAAUCACCCAACUGUGCAUGAGGGACAGCCUCCAGCUCAAGUUUCUGAAGAACAGGUUGCCCGGCUCAUGGAAAUGGGAUUUUCUCGAGUAGAUGCUUUGGAAGCUUUGAGAGCUUCUAAUAAUGAUCUUAAUGUAGCCACCAACUUUUUGCUGCAGCACUGAUGAAUUGAAUACCUGCAGGGAAGAACUUAAAUUGACGUGUGUCGUGUGCUUUUCAGAGGGCUGUAAACAACUACAGGGUGGACAUUGAAUGUUUAAAUCAAGAAAAAGAAGCUGCCUCUUCACAUGCAAUAUAUUACUGCAGAAAAGAUGGCUGGCACUGGAAAUAUCUUUCCCUUGAAUGGAGUAUACUAGCCAGGUUGCACUGGAAAAGUGUUUGCAAUCAUAAACAUAUGUUAUAUAUCAAUAUUUAUUUUGCAAAAUCGGGUUUAUGUGUUGCCCCUACCCCCAAAAUCAGCAUGAAAUGUUUCAUCAUUUCUGAUAACAAAGAAAUAAGAAUUUUUCUUCUUAAAAUAACUCAGUUUUCAUAUAUAUAUAUAUAUAUAUAUAUAUAUAUAUAUAUAUAUAUAUAUAUAUAUAUAUAAUUUAUAUAUGGCCAACAAAGCAGCAUUUCAUUUUCUUAUUUUUUUAAAAAAUACUACAUUUCAUUCAUCUGCUUUAUCAAAGCUUCAAGAAAUGUGCAAAAUUCCUUGGCUGUGUAAUUUCAAUAAAGGGAGAAAGGACUGAAAUCUUGUAUUCAGGAGAUUCUAUUCAUAUUUUUUUUAAGGAUUGGAGAGAGCACACAAAGCAUGGCUUCUGGAAUUUUUUUCAACCCCUUUACAAGCAGUGUUUAUGUAUGGCCUAUGGAGCAUGAGGCAGGCUACAUCUGAUCUACAUUAGUUCAUGUGACCGGGAGAGAAAAGGGAAUAAAAAAGUUUAGCAAAGAGCAAAUAGUAACUUUCUAGGCUGUUGUCCAACUUCCUCUCUUGUAAGUAUGCAUUUGGACAAUCUCCCUAGCCAUCUCCAAUGUUUGAACUCGGUCUAACUUUGAUCAGUAUCCCUGCCUUGGACAAGGUCCCUUCCAGCACUAUGAUUUCUGAAGGCAAAAUUGGUCUCGUUCCACUCAGUUUUGGAGAGCUUUCUCACUGACAAUAGGCAGAUAAGUAGACUCCUGAGCUCCUUUAUGUACUUUCUUUCCAAAAUAGGACAGAAUAAAAAAAUGAAUGGAGGAUGAAAAUAGAUAAAUAAAAAGGGAAAGGCAGGAAAAGUGCACUUAUAAAAGAAAGGACAAGAAAGGGAUUGUGAUAGGAUAGAAAGAUCUAAACCCCAUUCAUAUAAAGAAAGACUAAAGACUUCAGGAAUGUUUUGCUGAGGGGAGAUGUGAUAGCGCUAUGAAAUGGUGCCGCUGCAUUCCAGACCAUUUGCAGUUUCUAAGUAGUCUUUAUGGGGAAUUGUUUCAGAAGAUUAACUGGAUGGUAACGAGGGCAUGAGUUGUUGUAACUUGGUCCUCCUGCAUUGCAAGGUAGCAAUUGGCACAUCAGCUAGCAGAGAGCCCUCUCACCAGGACUUCCACCUAUUCAAUCAGGAGCCAUGAGUCCAGAAGAACUCAUAAAUUGUGAACUUGUCUUUCAUGGGUAAUGGUUGCUCAUCCAGAGGUAACAUUGAUGUCCACAGAUCAGUCACUGAAGGUGUUGAUAGAUCUCCCCAACAGUGAUGAUACUGCUGCACUUGAAGCUUUUGGAUGACUUCUCCCAGUAGUUUCAUAAAACUUUAGAGAGUAUGAGAGAGGACCAACCCCUGUAGAAUCUGACAUUACGAUACCCCCCUUUUCCCCAGCAUAGACUAAAACCACCCAGUGAAGAAGGAGCAGUUUAUAUUGUAAAACAGUAUUGGAAAUUCUUUAUUCCAUUUAUUUUCUUUUCAGGGUAGGUUCUUAAUCAGUUUCCCUGAAUAGAAAUAUCUAUUUCUUGUUAGUAAACUCAGAUGUACAUGCCACAGUUAAAACCAGAAUAUAUAUAUAAAAAGUCUUUCUAUAGAAUGAGAACUGAAAAACAACCCAUAGAAUCGCUUCAUACCGUUUUUCAGAUAAUUUUUCUUUUGUGUUUUUUUAGAUGCUUUGGUUGAUACAACCUUUACGUUGUUCAGAUUUUGUCGCGAUAACCUUUCAGAUUCAAAGCCUAUUACGUAGUCUCUUCUAAAGAUAAGACAUGCAAUUUUAAAAUCAUACUUUAAGCAUGCUUUUGCAAAGUUAGAUUUAUAGCAAAAGUAAUAUAGCUGAGAAAAUGAGAACAAAAGAGUGAAUUUUACAAAGUCCCCAUCAAGAAGGUUACAGGAAAACGUGUCUUUUUAAAAUUUAAGAAUCAGCUGUGAAUAAUCUUUGAAUAAUCAUCUGUGAAUAAUCUUUAAGAACUUGUGAACCCACCAGUUACAUUCUUUGAGGGUAUGGCUUUAAAUACUCUUUGAUCUUCUGUUGACUCUUCUGUUGAUUUCCCUAGAGAAGUUUCAGGGAAUUUUCACUCUAGGUUAGGAAAAAGGCUCAUAAAACUGUUGGCAUUUUUUGUCCUUUCUUAUCUUUGUUCAUUCUUUCUAUUUUUAUAGACGUUAUGCACUGCCAGAUUUUGUUUGGAUUUUUUAUUGGUGCCUCUGCUAUUUAUCCUUUGGGACAAUCCUCCCAUCUUCCCCCAUUUCCUAGUUAGGGCACUUGUAACAGUUCUCUGCUUGAGAAUAAUCAUAGUUUGCAUUUUCACUGUUUGAGACACAAUUAUUUGGCAGAUUGUUUCAAUUGAUUGUUAAUUAUUACUGAUAUCACUGCAUUUAGAUUUUUUUCUGAUUUCUGCAAAAAAAAAAAUUCUUUCCUUGACUGUCUUACGCCCAGUUAAGGUCUCACCACAAGCUAUUUGCAGCAUUCACACAAAUUCUCCCCCCAAGCCAUUUGCAGACUGCUGUUGGAUGCAUAGGAUAUUUGUUCUACAGUAGUUACAAUUUUAGAUGUUCUUGGAAUUACUUUGGUGGGAUUUCUGUUGACCACAGAAGCUUCCGAUCUCUUUGAUUCUGUUAGAUGUGCUGAUUGGCACUAAAAAAAAGCCUGUGAAGUAUCUAAAAACAUCUAAAUCAGACCAAACUAAAAAAAUGUUAAUUGUAGUCAGAACACUAUUUUUCAUUAUUUUUUUCAUUGCAACAGGUAUACGUCUAAAGAACAAAAAGAAAGUAGUAAAAAGAAA